AUGGAGACGGAUAGUUGUUUGUCUUUCUCUUCGCAGCCAAACCGGACACCACCAGAGAACUCACCGGGUUUGGAGCAGCAUAGUUCCUCGGGUUCGUUUCUUCCCUGUGACGAACUUCAGAAAAACGCACACCUUCCUCUCGCGCACCGCCUGAGUCUCCGGGGUCAGGGGGACUUCUACAGCUCGAGCUCCAUGGGACGAUUUAAUGACGGCGCACCCGCGGACUUUACGCACGGGGCAGCUCCCACGAACCCUCGCGCCUCGCCCAACAAACAUAGCAAAUAUAUGGAAAAUAUUAAUCAGGAUCAAAAUGGUUUAUCAAUAAGCGGGAAGGGCUCGUUUUAUGAAAACAACUCCGAGGCCAGAGAGAAGGUGGGUCCCAAGCCCAUGGGCUACCCAGUGAUUGGUUCAGACUUCUGCAUCAAGCUGAAGGAGCCAACCAACGGUCUCCAACCAGGGGACUCCAUAGCAGACUCCAUCGACCUAUCGGGCAAGAACAAGAAGCGUCGUAACCGUACCACGUUCAGUACCUUCCAGUUGGAGGAGCUGGAGAAAGUGUUUCAGAAGACUCACUACCCUGACGUUUACGCCCGGGAACAGCUGGCCCUCAGGACCGAACUGACAGAGGCCCGUGUACAGGUGUGGUUCCAAAACCGCCGGGCCAAGUGGAGGAAGAGGGAACGCUACGGGAAGAUCCAGGAGGUGCGAAACCACUUUGCUGCUACAUACAAUAUCUCCACCUACCAGAUGCAGAGCAACCUGUGGCCAGGAGCUGGUGCAGGAGGGGGCGGGGGGUCCGGCGGGGGCUGUGUCCUGAGCCCUGACACCAUGUCUUCCUCUUGUAUGAGUCCCUACCCCCAUCCCCACAGUAACCUCUCCUCCAUGGGAUUCAUGGGCAUGCCCCCGUCCUCCAGCCACCCCCACCACCCUCACCAUCACCCCCCACACCACCCUGGCAUCAAUAGCCUCUACUCUCUCCACAGCUUUCCUGGGGCCCUCGGGGGCCACUCCUUUGAGCCGGGGCCCGAGACAGAGUAUAAGCCAUCCAGCCUGUUGGCCCUGCGGAUGAAGGCUAAGGACCCUGGGAGUCUUCUAUCCUGGCCUACAUGACCACCACAGUGUCAGGGCCCUACUAUGUACUGACUGAGCCAAUGUACACACACACA
Messenger RNA from Oncorhynchus masou masou (cherry salmon), 1166 nucleotides. RefSeq names its product homeobox protein aristaless-like 3. The transcript is spliced from 4 exons. Gene Ontology annotation, molecular function: RNA polymerase II transcription regulatory region sequence-specific DNA binding; DNA-binding transcription factor activity, RNA polymerase II-specific. Gene Ontology annotation, biological process: regulation of transcription by RNA polymerase II. Lineage: Eukaryota; Metazoa; Chordata; Actinopteri; Salmoniformes; Salmonidae. The record is from RefSeq and is a predicted model, not a curated record. Bases 1 to 1110 code for a protein of 369 amino acids.